This is a messenger RNA of Dothidotthia symphoricarpi CBS 119687, 1291 nucleotides long. Its product is annotated as alcohol dehydrogenase GroES-like domain-containing protein. The record is from RefSeq and is a predicted model, not a curated record. NCBI's taxonomy places the organism in Eukaryota, Fungi, Ascomycota, Dothideomycetes, Pleosporales, Dothidotthiaceae. The transcript is spliced from 3 exons. Gene Ontology annotation, molecular function: oxidoreductase activity. Bases 116 to 1183 code for a protein of 355 amino acids.
CAAAGGAUUACCCCAAUCGCCGAUUGGCAUCCUCCGAAACUGACCAACUUGACAUGCCAUGUUUCAAUCGCGAAGAUACUGCUUGUAGAAGUGAGUUUGAAACAAAAUCGCCAACAUGAACCGUCUGAUGAGAGCGGCGCAGAUCGUAGAGUAUGAGAAGCCGUAUGAGCUCUGCGAGCGAGCGAUCCCUAUAUGUGGAGAUACAGACCUCCUUAUCGAAAUACACGCUGCAGGCUUCUGCCACUCAGAUCUUCAGGUACUGCAGGGCCAAUUUGCAGCGAGCCUUCCAAUGGUACCUUCUCAUGAGCCUGCUGGCAAGAUUGUACAGGUUGGUGCUCAAGUCCGUGGCGGAUGGAAGGUUGGGGACCGUGUUGGAGUACUGAAUUUCAAGAACGCUUGCGGAGAUUGUGUAGGUUGUCGACAGUGCACGCGAAGAUCAAGUCGCACUGACCCGCGCUUCUGCGAGAAGCGAGAGAUGGCUGGCUUCAAACACGAUGGCGCUUUUGCAAAUUUCAUGUUGGCGGAUCCUGAGACGACUGUCCAUCUGCCCGAUGAAGUUUCCUUUGAGCAAGGGGCACCACUGAUGUGUGCCGGCGCGACAGCUUGGGGAGCGUUGCAAAAGAUAAGAUCAGACGUCAAGCCUGGUGAGGCGAUUGCUGUUGUUGGUAUAGGUGGUGUUGGUCACCUGGCUAUACAAUUUGCGAAACAGAUGGGAUACCGAACUGUAGCCAUCGACAAUCGCCCUGUCGGUCGCCAAUUGGCGCUCGAAGUCUCCGAACAUCUAAGACCAGAUCUGGUUAUUGACUCAGCGGCUAACAAUGCCGAUGAGCAGAUAUUGAAGAUCACUUCCGGUGAAGGACUUGCAGGUAUUAUAGUCUGCACCGACUCAAUACAGGCGACCUCGUGGAGUCUUCAACAGCUAGGCAAUAAGGGGAUAUUGGUGCCUCUCGGAUUACCCAAAGACAAGUGGCAGUUUGAUUCAGAGGCCAUGGUUUUUCGAGAGCUUACUAUCAAAGGCAGCUAUGUUGCCAGCACAAAGGAUGUUGAAUCGAUGCUUCAAAUAGUGGCAGAGAAUGGCAUUUCCUCCCACGUCACACUUCUCGAUUUCGAUCAAAUACCCAGCGUGGUUGAGAUGUAUCUGGAUAAGUCAAUGAGAGGGAGACUGGUAAUACGAAUGUCAUAACGGAUAAUAUAUGGACAAUCACUUCGCGAUUUACUCGUAAUUAAUUCUAUACAAUUUGAAUUUGAAUUUUACGUUCGCUGGGGUAUGGCACCAGAAGGUGAGAAGGAG